This is a messenger RNA of Arachis stenosperma, 641 nucleotides long. RefSeq lists its product as uncharacterized. Lineage: Eukaryota; Viridiplantae; Streptophyta; Magnoliopsida; Fabales; Fabaceae. The coding region runs from base 74 to 469 and encodes 131 amino acids. The transcript has 2 exons. The record is from RefSeq and is a predicted model, not a curated record.
CAGUUCUCAAUUUAUCCCACAUGACUCGUAUAAAAAAUUUACAAAAUUACCUAACAACAAAAAGAGUUCCAAUAUGCAGAAUGUUAUAAGCAGGAUGAUCCAAUAUGCUUCCAAUCACUUUCGGUCUGGGUUCUCCAUUUUCAUCAGAAAAUUUCAUAAGAGGAUGUUCGGCACAGAGUCAGCGAGGGGCGAGUCAGCGUCGGCGCGAGGGAGCAGAAGCAAUGCGCAGGCGGAGAAGGGACGGUGCGAGGGGGCGAGUCAAGGACGGUGCGAGCGCGGCCGCGACGGUGCUCGAACUGGCUUCGUGUGGGCUGCGGGGGCUGCACGGUUCGCGGGUUGUCGGUUGUGGGUAAAAAAAAAAUGCGUGGCUUGUAGGGCUGGUCGGACGUUGGCGCAAAGGAAGGCGGCAUCGACUGCGGGUGCGCGGCGAUGGCUGGCUUCCAGGACGGGGAAGGUCCACCGAGAGUGAGAGAUGAAAUAUGGUGAAGGCUGCAAUGGUGGAGGUUUUGGAAUGCAGAGGCUGCACAGUGCGUGAUCACGGAGACUUGGGGCGGGUUGCACGGUGCGCUGGUUGUGGGGUGUGGUGAAAAAAAAUUUUCUCCGCUUAGGGAACUGAUCGGACGUCGGAAUAGGGGAAAGCA